AUGAAGACUCUGCUGGUGAGUCAAUUGUUGCAACUAAUUGUCUGAUACUGUCUGGGCACAGAGGUGGCAGAGAGUGGGCACUGCACUCUGAUAAGGAAUGGCAGAGGGGUAAACUUUCCCAAACACAUGGUGUUGGCAUUAUUGCAUAUGCAGAGUGCAAGGGGUCUGCUUGGCAUGGUGUGGGGGGUCUGCUUGCAUGGGUGGGGGGGUCUGUUUGCAUGGGGAGGGGAGCUGUUUGGCAUGUAGUGGGGGGUUCUGCCUGGCAUGGUGUGAGGGGUGUGCUUAGCAUGUUGUGAGGUGUCUACUGGGCAUGGUGUAGAGGCUCUGCUUGGCAUGGUGUGGGGGUGCUUGGCAUGGUGUAGGGGCUCUGCUUGGCAUGGUGUGGGUGGUCUGCUGGGCGGAGUGCAGAAGGUCUGCUUGGCAUGGCUUGGGGGUCUGCUUGGCAUAUUGUGGGGUGUCUGCUGGACAGGGUGCAGGGGUUCUGAUUGGCAUUGUGUGGGGGUCUGCUUGGCAUGGUGUGAGGGUGCUUGGCAUGGUGUAGGGGCUCUGCUUGGCAUGGUGUGGGGGUCUGCUUGGCAUGGUGUCAGGGAUCUGCAUGGCAUGGUGUGAGGGGAGUCAGACAGAUCAUGCUGGGAUGUAAGUGGCCCCUGAUGUGAGGUCCUGCAGGGAAAUCUGAUCAGACAUGGAUCCUUAGUUAGGGGUAGUAUGAUGUCUGACAGUAGGUGAAUGUUUAUUAGACGUGUUAGUGACAGUCAGUGUGUGGUGCACAAGCUACUGUGCAACAUAGCCACAACUUGGGCUGAUAACAUGUUCCCUGAUAUUACCCAUACCCUGCAGGAGUAUAUAACUAGUACCCUAAUAAUAUAACUAGUACCCUAAUAUUACCCAUACCCUGCAGGAGUAUAUAACUAGUACCCUGAUAUUACCCAUACCCUGCAGGAGUAUAUAACUAGUACCCUGAUAUUACCCAUACCCUGCAGGAGUAUAUAACUAGCACCCUGAUAUUACCCAUACCCUGCAUGAGUAUAUAACUAGUACCCUGAUAUUACCCAUAUCCUGCAGGAGUAUAUAACUAGUACCCUGAUAUUACCCAUACCCUGCAGGAGUAUAUAACUAGUACCCUGAUAUUACCCAUACCCUGCAGGAGUAUAUAACUAGUACCCUGAUAUUACCCAUACCCUGCAGGAGUAUAUAACUAGUACCCUAAUAUUACCCAUACCCUGCAGGAGUAUAUAACUAGUAUCCUGAUAUUACCCAUACCCUGCAGGAGUAUAUAACUAGUAUCCUGAUAUUACCCAUACCCUGCAGGAGUAUAUAACUAGUACCCUGAUAUUACCCAUACCCUGCAGGAGUAUAUAACUAGUACCCUGAUAUUACCCAUACCCUGCAGGAGUAUAUAACUAGUACCCUGAUAUUACCCAUACCCUGCAGGAGUAUAUAACUAGUAUCCUGAUAUUACCCAUACCCUGCAGAGUAUAUAACUAGUACCCUGAUAUUACCCAUACCCUGCAGGAGUAUAUAACUAGUACCCUGAUAUUACCCAUACCCUGCAGGAGUAUAUAACUAGUACCCUGAUAUUACCCAUACCCUGCAGGAGUAUAUAACUAGUACCCUGAUAUUACCCAUACCCUGCAGGAGUAUAUAACUAGUACCCUGAUAUUACCCAUACCCUGCAGGAGUAUAUAACUAGUACCCUGAUAUUACCCAUACCCUGCAGGAGUACAUAACUAGUACCCUGAUAUUACCCAUACCCUGCAGGAGUAUAUAACUAGUACCCUGAUAUUACCCAUACCCUGCAGGAGUAUAUAACUAGUACCCUGAUAUUACCCAUACCCUGCAGGAGUAUAUAACUAGUACCCUGAUAUUACCCAUACCCUGCAGGAGUAUAUAACUAGUACCCUGAUAUUACCCAUACCCUGCAGGAGUACACAACUAGUACCUUGAUAUUACCCAUACCCUGCAGGAGUAUAUAACUAGUACCCUGAUAAUACCCAUACCCUGCAGGAGUUUUAGACUGAUAACUAGUAUCCUGAUAUUACACAUACACUGCAGGAGUAUUAGACUGAUAACUAAUACCCUGGUAUUACUCACACCUGCAGGAAUAUUAGACUGAUAACUAGAACCCUGGUAUUACUCACACCCUGAAAUAGUAUUAGACUCAGAAAUAGUUCUGUGAUUUUACCCUAUCCCCUGUAGGGGUAUCUGCUAGUGAACUGACCCCUUGCUAUUAUCCGUACCCUGCCAGAGGAUCAGAAUGUGAACUAACAUCCUGCUAUUAUCCAGCAGGAGUAUCUAUAUAUGUACAUAAACUGGUAUCAUCAAGUGUUAAGGCUGCAUGUGCACUGGUAGUCAUAUUCUGCAUAAGUAAUUGACUUUCUAUCAGUUGCCAUACUCUAAAGGGGCAUCUAGCUGUUGGUUGGCACUCAUACCCUGCAGGAGCAUCUGGCUGUAAGCUUGCAUUUGUAUCCUCCAGGGGCAUCUGGCUAUAAGCUAGGAUUUGUACCCUUCAGGGGCAUCUGGCUGCAAGCUGGCAUUCGUACCCUGCAGUGUUAACUAUGUGCUAUAACUCACCAUCUGCCAGGGUAACUGAAUAUAUGCCAAAAAUAUGUAUAUAUCAUAUUUAUUUUGCCAUAAAUAAUAAAUCUCUACAGGGCUAACUGACUUUGCACUAGUAGCUAUGCCAUACUUUGGUACCAUACUGUACAUCACCACUGUUACAUGCAGGGGUAGCUGACCUUAUACCCAGCACAUAUACCUUCCAGCUGGCACUGAGGUUGCACUGGCAUCAACCCCAGAAGAGGUGCCUGACUAUGGGUGUCUAACUACCAUGUCAGCUUACCAUGUAAAGAUUUACCCAGAUUAACCAGUAGGCAUUCGGCACUCCAGCUGUUGUGGACUACAUGUCCCAUGAAGCUCUUACAGCUAUAAUGCUGGCAAAGCAUCGGGUGAGAAGCCAUCCAUAACAUCUCCAGUGCCCGGUGUUGCCUACCCCGGCAUAGAGAACAGGGUACCUGCAUAUGUUUCAGCUCUUGUAACUUGCGUCGUGUAACUGGAUGAUGGGAGUUGGUGAGCUGUGUUUUCCAGUACCUGGGUAUGUAGGCGAGUCUGUGGAGUAUUUCUGACAGUGGUCUUCCUUUCUACAGCGCCAUGGCCUGGCAGUGUUCUUAGCUCUCAGCACCAUGUGUACCAGCUUGGUGAUCAUGUACAGUAAUAUGUACAGUGUGAAGGUGCAGCAGGCCCAGCAUGGAACAUCUAUAAGGAGCACCCCCAAGGAGUCUCCCCCCAGCCCUGUCCUAGAAGGGUACAUCAGCGUCGUAGACCACAAGGCAAGUAAAUAAAUCUAUCUGCGUCUGGCAGCCGACCAGACAUCAUCUCUCCGGCUUCUCUCUGCUCUCAUGUGAUUAAUGGCCAUCCUUGCAACUUUUUUUGGGAGGGGGUAGACCUGCCUGUAAGGGGGAUGUAUAACACCAUUGAUUUUAUUGGUGACAUGCGGAGAAACUUGUUCAAGUGGUGUUCGAUGGGCUGAUAAUAUUAUCACGUCUCCCAAAACCCACUGGCCCCCGUGACAGUGUGCGCGACUGGGCUUUAACCUCAGCCAGCCACGAUAGCCUUUGAAUGCCAGGGUGGCAUGAAUUACAUCGCUCUUUCUACUGGCACUUGUAAUGUUAAAAUAGAAGCCAAGGCUGCAAUAUGAAUCCCUUUAAUUUCCCAGGGCAGCCAACACAUAAUGCAAGAGGGAUUUUACAAGCACAUGCUCUAAUCAUUUAUACUGCCUGCCAUUAUUUGAUUUUACUCACCCCCCUCACCUCACACACAUUAUUGAGUUUCACAGCUUUUUGUACAGAAGCCAGGGCAAUUGUGAAAUUCAAUGCAAAUUUGUAAUUUUUUUUUAGCCCUUAAUUAUAGACGUAAAUAAUUACAACAAUUAAAAAAAAUGUUACAUUUUAGCACUGAUUGCAUUAUACUGCUGUAAGUUUAUAUAUCGGAUGUGUAACAUAAUUCUUUGUAGUUACAUGCAUAUUUGCCUAAAUUGAAGAUUACAUUUGUUGAAUUUAUACUAUGUUAUUUCUAAACAUUAAUGGGAAAGGGUGUCAGUCGAAAAGCAAGAAAUUAUGAAAACAGUCAAUGUGCAAUUUUGAAAUUCUACAGAAUAAUUCUAUUAGUGAUAUAGAUGCAUUUCUCUGCUCUAAAGAAGAAUGGGUCAUUGAACCUGGUACCGGUUUCUGUUUGUUUAGCACAAUGGGUGAGUGGAAGUGUGAAAAAUGUCUGUAAAGAGGGUGCUACAGACUAAGAACUCUUGAUAUUGAACCUAUACAUCUGGACAUAUCAAGGAAUGUUACAAACGCAUCCUGUGAUCCGUGAUAAGUGUGGCCGUUGUUCCCUAAAAGCCAUCUUUGUCUUCUCAAUUUUGUUAUCUACUUCUUCAGCCCUUUCUUAUAGUAGUCUUUACCUUACCUACAACUUCAGGUUAGAUCUCUUUUUGCUCCGUCACGGUAUGUCCAUGGUAGACUGCACCCUUUUUGUUAGUUUUCCUAAGAUGCUUUAAAUGUUUUAAGUUUCUGUCUUGCCACCUUUCUCUGGUUCCUGUUGACAUAUAUACGUGUAAGCAUGCAUUUCUAGGAUUCGGUUGCCUGGAAGUAUUUUGGAGUUCUUGUCAAAGCUGUUUCAUGGUGACUAAGUUAAGUUGAUGCUGAAGUCUCAUAGUGAUAUAGAUGUGCUCCUACCAAAGACUGGGUCUUCUUUUGAGAGAAUUGUAAAUGUGUGGUUCUCCGACAAGACCUUAUGCUGCGAUGUGUUAGUGUUGAUGAAACAUGCUAGCGUGGAACUUCUAGCUGUCUUUGUAUGUGAUAAAAAUAAGUUUGAAUGCCCAUAUAUGGUCUCUUGGGGAUGCCUAAUACUGUGUUAUUCAGGCUAUUACCUGGUAAUUAGUUAGUUUGAAAUUCUAUACCAUCUAGAGUACUCUCGAGUGAUAUAACUAAUUAUCCAAGUCUGGGUCGAGGUCUCUUGGACAUACGUUAGCUUAGAAAGUUAAAUUGGAAUUUCAUGGUGCCAUAAGUCUAUCACGUAUCACGGGUUCAUGGUACCAUCACAGUAAGUAUGCAGGUUUAGGUUGUUGCAUGAUCCCAUAGUUCCAUCUCAUUAACAGAGUUAUUGACUGAAAUGUGAAUUCAAAGUGCAUGUCAAAUUUAAAGUCAAAAUAGCCAAACUGGAACGAUUCUCCAAGUCAGUUAUGCUUUCAGCUCUGCUACUUUGGCCUUAAAUUUGAAAUUCACUUUCUCACAUCCAGUGAGUUCAAGUUCAGUCUGUGGUAUUGCCUCGUUAUGGUAAAUGUGAAGUCUGGGCAGUGGAUUGGUUUAUGGUACCCUUACUGUAAGUGUGCAAGUCAAUAAACUCCAAUAACAUCCCCAGACAGUAUUGUCGUAAGUACUGUGUGUGCUAACAAUAUCACAUUUAACAGGAUACCACAUUGCUCCCUGGUUUAAAGCCUCCUUAAAUGAUCAAUAGCUUUUGCUUCUCCAAAAGUGUGUUUAAUAUUUAGCAUUUACUGUAUCUAAGCAUUUGAUGCAGUUACUGUUGUACACAGCUUUGGAUCUGUCCUUUGGAAAUGUGGCAAAUAUAUAUGUAUCCAUAUACUAAGGUAACGCUAAAAUGUAGACUAGUAUAAUCCAACUGGUAUAUUGGAUAAGCGGUGUAAUUGCUCAGCAGUAGAAUUAUUUUUAAACAAAACUUUCACUGUUUGUAACUAAGGUUUUCAAGGCCAGCAGGUAUGUGAUAGAGUUCUCCCACUGUGAAGAGGUACCCUCCACCCAAUUAGAAAAGUCUACCUUCCCCCACGGGUCAGAGUUACAUAAAAACACGCCCAACAGCAGUAAACGAAACACCCCUUGGAACAUAACAAGGGACAACCUAAACCAUGAGGUCCAACCACCCCAGCCCUACACUGAGAAUACAAGACAACACUAACGUCAUAGCUCAGUGGGACUCUAAGAACAAAAUAUACGGAUUCAAUGUAAUGAUCCCCUUAUUUGUCAUACUUUAACAGGCAUAAGAAAUAGCACCCUGUUUUGGGAUACAAAUGAUGAAUAUCGCACUGUUGACGCCUAAUGAGGUUUUGUUUACUCAAACUUCUGUAGCGAAACAAAUGUUAAUGUCUUGUUCCUCUGAUAGUCUGUAACUGUAUAACUUUCUACCUAUUGACAAAAAACAAUAAACAAAGAUUGACAAAAAAAAAAAGGAGAGUCUACCUUCCUGUUAGGAGAAUAGACGAACACUGGUGUACGCUAAGCCCGACAAGAAAAAAUUAUUUUGUUUUUUAUAUUCCUUUUCACUGAUAUCAUGUAUAUAUUCAAGAUAUUCAAGAUCUUUGUGUGCUCUCAGAACCAGUUCCGACUGGUUCAUUGGAAAAGGUUAGUCAGAGGGUAUUGGCUUUUUGGGAAUUGGCUAUUUGGCUAACAGGAAUUUCAGUAUGCUUACAAAAUACACAGUGCACUAGAUAGCCAGGAACGUGCUGAAUUGUGCGUACUCACUGGCACUCUGUCUUGGGAGUUUUGCUUAAAAAAAGACUUGUCAAGCACACUGACUGUCUUGGUAAUAUUGCCGUUUACAGAAACACAUAAAAAUGCAGAAUGCCUUUACAUAGCAAAUCUUGCCAAAUGGUCUGGGGAUUAGGUCAUUGGCUGCUUGGGUCCAGGAUAAGGGCAGAUGGUUAGGAUAUGCUUAUCAAGUCUUCUGUUUGUACCAGGCCCUUCAAUAAGAACUUAUUAUUUUAUUCUGGUAGAUCUUUGGAGAGGAAAAGUCACAAUGAUUGUGGCAAAGAAAAUGUUAAUAGAAUAUAACAUUGAUGCCGAAAUCUUCCCCAAGUAGAUCAAAGCAGACGAUGCAUUAUUUUUUUAUUUUAUGUAUUUGAAAAAAAAAAAAAAUUACAACUUCUCAGCCUUUCACUCGUACACAUUGUAUCCACAACCCUCCAUGCAAAUCGGAUGCAUAUAUCAGAACUUCACCCAUUUCAAAGACAAGGCUCACAGCAGGAAGCACAGUUUGCCUCUAUAUUAGGAUGUGCGGUUAGUGUGCUAUCAUUAUAAAUUAAUAGCACGUAGUCCAGAAGUUACAAAAUAGCCAAACAUCCCAAUCUGCCUGCUGUACGCAGAUUCAUUACAAGCAGUCCGGCUUUAUUUGCUAUAAACUGCACAUUUACAAUUUACUGAGUAAAUUAGAGGCCUUUGGCCUUGGUCGCAGAUUGGAAUUAAGCACAAAUUGUUGUUGACCAUGCUUCGAAAAUGAGUUGAUGCUUCCCCCUUCUAUAAUGUAAUCAUUUGUUAAAGAUUCUAAUAGAUGAUAAAAAAGAGCAUUUAUACACAUAAUAUCGACUACGUAUCAUCACACGCCUUUGACAUAUACAUAAACAACGUAACAGAAAUAAAAUUAUAAAAUACAAAGGAAUUUUAAAAAAAAAUGUUGCUCCCAGUGUAUUACCCCUUCUAUAUCCCUCAACAUUUUAAAUACAACUUUUUCAUAGUGGGUGUGGCUGGAGACGUGAGCAAGGGUGGGUCUUUACAAUAAGAAUUUAAAUGUAAUAAAAAAAUACUUAUUUAGAACAGCACAAGAUUUAUUAACCUGUUGCUUUGCUAUAUCGAAUUAUAUAUCCGACAGAAUGUUUUAACUAUUGUGGUCCAAUGUCGGAUCUUCCUUGGAGAGUACCGCAGAUCCUCCGUGCCGGGUGCGACACUCACCUUCGCAGUACCUAGCAUGGAGGAUCGGCAGUACUCUCCAGGGAGGAUCCGACAUCAAACCGCAAGAGGUAAAAGAUUUUGUCAGAUAUAUUCCAACAUAGGACCGCAAUGAGUUAAUAUAAACUCAUUUUUAAAGUUAUAUAAUAUACUUUGCAGAGGAACUGUCACCGUUAAAGAAGUAACCCUGUUCCUUCAUCCCAGUAAAUGCUAUUCCAGCAUUUACUCGUGUGAAUACAGCGGCGGAUGUAAGUUAUAAAGCGUACUUAGCUCUGCCGCACUGCCGCAAUUUGCGGGCUUCACCGUCCCAUGAUAACUUCAGGGUGCAUGCACAAGCAUUCUGCCAUCUCACAGAGAAAUUCUAUUUGCACUGACCGACAAAAGUAUGUCAGCUAAAAUAUAAAGAAACAAAAGGCUUGGUUGCACUUAACGUGAGCAGGGGACAGUUUGCCUUUAAAGACGCAUUAGUGUUGCAUACCAAAAUUUCUGAGCUCCCAGUAAAGAGACACUUGGAUAACUGGACAAGUGGAUUUUGAUCUCAAACAGGGGCUCUCCCUUCUAAAAAAAAAUGAUAAUUUGUGCGGUAUGAUUCCAGUCUAGCUUGUAAUAAUUGUGAUAUAUAUGGUUUAUGUUUGAAAAGGAAAUUACAUGAUUUUGCUAUUACACGACGAAAAGUCAUGAUUUUAUUAAAGACACAGAGGCGAGUAUUGCAUAUCCCUUUCUUUACUGUUCACCAAGAAUAUAAAAACAGUAAGAACAAAUGGUAUACAUAGUGAUAAGCUAGUCUCAUACCAAGUCCCAGUAUAAAAGUCAGCACCUCCCUUCAUACUUCCUCUUUCUUUAGAGAUGCGACCACAAUUAAACUUCAAACAGGAACCGAUGAAUCAGUCCAACCACACAAUAACCACUGUCUUUAAAUCCAGUCGGAGUCCAACCAGGUAACAAUCCAAUGAACUGGGACAAAUCCAUCACAGGAAACAAGAAACGCCAACAUAGAGGAUUCUGUUAUACAAUAAUCAGUCGAAAUCCAUCAAACGAGUCUGAAUUAGACUGUGAAAGCAUAAAUAAACAGGAGCCACACGGUUAUUUCGGUCCUCGUAAAUAUAAGGGAGAGACAGUCCCUUCUUAUCAGACAAUCAUGAAACCCAAGAACAGCCAAGUGUAAUAAUAACCCCACUUACCUUAAUACCAACCUUCUUCAAUCACAAACAUACCAGGGAGAGAAGACGUAAACCAAUUCAGAAGUGUUUCUAGGGUGGGACUAUACUCGCCUCCGUGUCUUUAAUAAAAUCAUGACUUUUCAUCAUGUAGUAGCAAAAUCAUGUAAUUUUAUAGCAAGACACGGAGGCUCAUUCACCGGUCGGAAAUAAAAUUCACGGAAAGUAGACUCCCGAGACCAGUCGGCCAAUUUCAUCAGGCCCUCAAACCGUGUCCCCGAGGUAAUCAUCGACGAGUGGACUCCAAAGCACCCCGGACCGAGUGGGCUCCAAAUAACGAAGUGUCCACUCCCGCCUGCUGCAAUGCCCAUUUCAGCCAAGGAGCCAUGGUAGUACUCAUCACUGGGGGGAAAAUGGAGGUAGAAAGGGUAGAAAAAUAUGAGGGGUAGAUGGCGACCGAUGGGGUCCAGUGUGAAUCUCAUACUCCCGUAAACAAGCCACCGGGCACAACACUGGAUUUGAAGGGAAAGCCAGAUAAGAAACCGAUCUAAUCAAAGUCUUCGUGCGUCUGGAUAUAUUAAAAGUCAGGAGUGAAGGAACGAGCGUUGAAAUCCAAUGCACGAACAUCCAAAACCCUCUUACAGGAAACCAGGCAAAAGAGAGUGACCAAUUUCACCGACAGUUGGCGUAAGGAAAGGUCCGAAUUAGAUGGCCAUGAGGCAAACCGCGAUAACACGAUGGACACAUCCCAAGUAGAGGAAUACCGUGGUCUAGGCGGGCGAGAGAGGUGGGAGUCACAAAAGAGCCAGCAUACCAAGGGGGUGUUAUCCUGCCAGACAACCCUUGAAACCUUGAUGGGCCAAAGAAAUAGCUGCCCUAUAUACGUUUAUCGUCUGGUACGCUCGGCCAGCUUCAAACAAAGACGUGAGAAAUUGGAGAAUUGCCUUUACAGGGGCUGAAAUGGGAUCCAUGUCCCCAGCCAGGCUCCAGCCAGCCCAAGAUCUCCAAGCUGACCCAUACAAUCUUCGAAUUCCGGUAGCCCAUGCAUCUGCCAAGAGGCGUUGAGUUGCGUCCGAAACUCCCCUGAAAUCCACCAAGCCAUCAACAGUAGGCAGCCUUCCAGGAAGAGAGGAUGGUGACAGGCUGCUGGAUCCCGAAUCAGGUCUGGAGGGUUCGACAACAACCUGGGAACAUCUACUCCUCCUGAAGUUGAGGAAACCAUGACUGAGUCCCCCAGAAUAGGUUUAAGAGGACCAGCUCCGCAACUUGGCGGCAAAUCUGCAGCAGCACCUUGGGUAGCAUGGCAAAUGGAGAGAAAGCACAGAGAAGAGAACCGUGCCAAUCUUGUAGAAAAGCGCCCACCGCCUCUGCGGCUGGAUUCGGCCACCUGCUGAAGAAAUGGGGUAUCUAGGCAUUGAGUCAUGAGGCAAACAGGUCAAUGGCAAUAGGACCCCAGAGGGAUGAGAUAGUGCAGAAUACCUCUACUUCCAAUCUCCAGUUACUGCUGCCUGAGAGAUACCGUGAAUUCCAGUCCACCUGGAUAUUGUGCAGGCCCGGUAGGUAUUCCGCCUGGACCACCAAAUUCCGUGCUAGACAAAACUCCUAGAAAUCCAUCGCCAAGUGAGCCAGCAAUGCCAAGUGAGUGCCGCCCAUGUGGUUGACAUAUCGAACUGCUGAUAUGUUGUCUAUCUGCAGGCAAAUGCAGGUGUUGGCAGUCCCUUUCGCGAAACUCAGAAUUGCAAAGGAUCCCGCCAGGAGCUCCAAAGCAUUGAAGUGCAUUUUGGAUUCGCUCUCCGACCAGCAUCCUCCUGUUGACACACCCUUGCAGUGGGUGCCCCAUCCGUGGAGGCUCACGUCCGAGUCUAUGGUGAAUUCUGGCUGCGAUCCGUAUAUGGCCCUGCAGUUCCAUGCACAAAGGUUGUGAAUUCACAAACGCAAAUCGUCCUUCGUUUCCUUGUCUAAGGAGACCAGAUCCGCAUAUGAUGCUCCCUCGUGGGUUAGAUACCCAAACUAGUACUCCAGAAGGGACAGGGGGGAACUCACCAGGGCCCAGACCAGCAUCUAGAGACACAAGGCAGGAAGAGGCAGGCACAGGCAGAAAACCGGAAAGAAAACGACGCGAGAUCACAGAAUUGCGAGAUCACAGUGAAAAACCCACAAAUUUGCAAGGAAAAAAUCCCGUGACCAAGGUGCGUCCACGUUCCGAAAACGUCUGUUAG
Molecule: messenger RNA, 11103 nt
Organism: Pelobates cultripes (western spadefoot toad)
Lineage: Eukaryota; Metazoa; Chordata; Amphibia; Anura; Pelobatidae
Source: the annotation of a GenBank genome assembly